AAAAAAUUGCUGAAAUCAUGAGACUACUUGAGACACAGACCUCAUGUGAGUCAUAUGAACACUGGCACAAUAAGCUUCUAGCAACAGAGGAGCAGAGAGUCGGAAGAAAGAGAUCAAGAUAAUAUUUUUGUACUGAACUCAGGAGAACAUGGGGGAAGUGCUGUGUGUAAAUGCUCUGAAACCUGGAUCAUGCUGUUGCUGUUCAGACAGAAAGAACUCUCAGACCAGCCAGAGUACCCAGUCCGUGGAAGUGGAGUCUAUGCUGAAGUUACCAGAUCUGAAGAGAGUGCCACAUCCCAUGGAUUCGCUCCAAUCACAGUGGUUCCAAACACUCCCGGUACAAAGGUCUGGGAGAAAGAGACCACGGAGUAACAGCGAUCCUUCACAGGAGAUGGAUUUCGAGAAGAGAUUCCAGUGGAGACAGGGCCUCCCAUUUGGAACAGCCUCAUCCUAUCUCUAUUUAGAGAAGCUGUGCGAAGGCUCUUACUCUACAGUUUACAAGGGGAUUAGCAGAAUAAAUGGCCAGUUGGUGGCUUUGAAAGUUAUCAGUCUGGAGACAGAGGAAGGAAUGCCUUUUACUGCCAUCCGGGAAGCUUCUCUUCUCAAGAGUCUGAAACAUGCCAAUGUUGUGCUUCUGCAUGACAUUAUCCAGGCAAAGGACACGCUGACAUUUGUCUUCGAGUACAUGCACACAGAUCUGGCCCAGUACAUGGUCCAGCACCCUGGAGGACUUCAUGCUCACAACGUCAUGUUGUUCAUGUUCCAACUUUUGCGAGGCCUGGCUUACAUCCACCAACAACACAUUCUUCAUCGUGAUCUGAAGCCCCAGAACUUGCUCAUCAGUUGCCUGGGCGAGCUCAAAUUAGCUGAUUUUGGUCUUGCGCGUGCCAAGUCCAUCCCCAGUCAGACGUACUCCUCUGAGGUGGUGACGCUCUGGUACCGUCCUCCUGAUGUGCUGCUUGGAGCCACGGAUUAUUCUUCUGAUUUGGACAUCUGGGCUGCAGGCUGUAUAUUGGUUGAGAUGCUCCAGGGUCAGCCCAUGUUCCCAGCAGCUGCUGGGACUCUGGAACAGCUGGGGAAGAUCUGGGCGGUGUUGGGGGUUCCAUCUGAGGAUACUUGGCCAGGAAUUUCCAAGCUUCCCAACUAUAAACCAGAGAGGGUCGUCUCCAGGAGACCUCAGAGGCUCCAAAUGAUCUAUUCCAGGCUGGGCAGGGUGCCAGGCGCUGAAGACCUGGCAUCGAAAAUGUUAAAAGCUUUUCCUCGAGCACGGGUCUCUGCACAGGACACACUUCUUCAUAGCUUCUUCAGGGCUCUGCCGUCUCGCCUGUCUCAGCUUCAUGACGCACAGUCACUGUUUGCAGUUCCUGGAGUGAGGCUAGAGCCAGAAAUCUGUGACCUAUUUGCACCUUACCAGAAGGGUCACCGCCAAGCCAGUUCAAGCAAGUUUUGGUGAAAACCAAGAGGGUUCAACAGCCUUUUAGAAAGCAACGUCAGGAAGAUGGACUUGGCAACCAAGAUGUAACAGCACAAUCUAGAGAUUAGACCUUCCGAAUAAGCCCAGACAUUUGUCACUUAAUAGAGAGAUCCCUGGACCAGAAGACUGACAAACCAAUAGGACAAAUAUGAGCUGACAACUGAAAGACAGUAGGGACCAAUCUAUGGCUUACAGAGAUCUUGUCAGGCCUGGGGUUUGCCUACAAUCUCCUCCAACAAAAGAGCUCCUGAGGGAAGGAGGGGAUUAGUGGAAAGCUCAGUGAAGUUUCCAGGGAAGAUGGUUUCUUGGAUAAAGUCAUCAACAGAAGGAAUUGUUUGAGACUAUUUGUUAUAAUUUCUAAGGGGGAGCUUCUGCCAUUGCUAACAGGAUUAUCACUACACCGAUUCCACACCAGCAGGGCAUUAGAAAUGUGCCUCGUGGGCGGGCUAUUUAGAGCCUAACCCAGAGGUCUUGUAAGGCUGUAUCCAAAAGAGAUCCAGGUGUUUAUGGCGGCAAGCUCAGUGAGGACUUAAGAUGGUGAAAAAAGAUGGUUUAUGGUAAAAUUGUUGCACCAUGAGUCACAACCCUGUGUGAAUCUCCUGGAUCUCUAGACGGCUGACAGACUAUGAACACAAAAGGUGCUCUCUGGUGUUUCCUGAAGGGAGAAGGUUGGUGGGAGCAGCUCACUCCUACCGCAUUUCUUACAGAGAUUCUUCCCGGAAGGAAUUCCUAACAGUGCUCUGUUUCAUCCAAUCAUCCAUCACAACCUUGCACAUCUCCUAGUAUUUGGGGAAGUCCAGAAUCUGUAAGCUUCAGGAGUAAAGCUGGGAGGGAAAGAUUCUAAAUGUCAGAUCAUGCAAAUCCUAUGGCUGUGUCUAGACUGGCCAGUU
Molecule: messenger RNA, 2364 nt
Organism: Pelodiscus sinensis (Chinese soft-shelled turtle)
Lineage: Eukaryota; Metazoa; Chordata; Testudines; Trionychidae
Gene: CDK15
Product: cyclin dependent kinase 15
Biological process (GO): protein phosphorylation
Cellular component (GO): nucleus; cytoplasm; cytosol
Molecular function (GO): cyclin-dependent protein serine/threonine kinase activity; cyclin binding; ATP binding
Source: RefSeq, a predicted model, not a curated record